AGCGACGGGAUGCCGACCGCCUAGUUCGAUCUGGUAUGGAGCGACGAGAAACCGCCAGGCUAGUCCGAAGCGAGCGAUCUGCUGAUCGAUGGGAUGCUAAUCGUCUUGUCAGACCUGUCUUGGCUUCGGAGUCAUACGUAAAGUAUAAGACUGAAAAUUUUGAAAUUGAUCGUUUAGUCGAAUUUUUCCUAGACACGAAAAACGGGAGGGUUGAAAUGAAGGCCUUUGGUUUUGUUGAUGAAGAGGCUACUAUUGUUCCUAUGUUUAGUGAUGCAGCAGGGACUCUUAAUUCAACGGAAAAUGUAAUAAGUGGUGAGAGAGAAGUGAAAAUAGAUUCACAACGUGAGAGUUUAUUACUGAAGAAAAAUGAUGCUUUCAAUUUCUCCAUGUUAAAUACUGAUACAUUGUUUUCACAAGUGCAGGUGGCCCAUGGCUAUAUAUCUGAGAUUCUAUUAACAGUUCUGGGUCUUAGAAUACUGGAAAGUUUUGCACCUUGGUCUCUUCAGGGACACAAUGAAAAUGACUUUCUGGAGCAGAAGUCUUCUGGAUGCCCAGAAGUUCAACUCUCUGGCUUGGAAGAGAAACAACACAAACGAUCUGAUGGAGAUUUUCUGACAGCUGCCGUCACUGGGAGUGCUGCUGCAGUGGCUCUCCUCAUCUCUGAUCAUGUCAAGCAGAGAUAAAUCUCAACAUGAUAGCAUGUGGCUAGUCUGUGCUUGUGUCCCCACUGUGUAUCAGCUAACUAUUUGGUACCUGCUUAAGCUCACACUGGUCUGUGAGCUCUGAUUAAGUAGCAGAUGUAUUUUUAUAUCCUACACAUUUAGUUUCAUACAUGUAAAUAGUAGAUUCAUUUGAUAUAAUGUGUAGAUAAACCUAUAGGACAAAAAGAAUUCAGAGUAUCAGACAAAAAUUGUUUGUCAUUAUAUUAUUUAUAAGAAAUGAAUGCAUUGUCCUUAUCUAUUAGAAUUUAAAUUAGAAAAGAAAUAGGAGUGCACAAAGUACUUGUCACUGUUCUGUGAUAAUUAAUGUAGUUGACCUCCUGUACAUUCAAAUUUCUGUACACAAGCACUUGUAGUGAACUAAUGAAGCACAUUGAAAACCAAUAAUUU
Messenger RNA from Gryllus bimaculatus (two-spotted cricket), 1109 nucleotides. Lineage: Eukaryota; Metazoa; Arthropoda; Insecta; Orthoptera; Gryllidae. The record is from the annotation of a GenBank genome assembly.